Daphnia pulex (common water flea) is the source of this 2882-nucleotide messenger RNA. RefSeq names its product vascular endothelial growth factor receptor 1-like. The record is from RefSeq and is a predicted model, not a curated record. Gene Ontology annotation, biological process: cell surface receptor protein tyrosine kinase signaling pathway; positive regulation of kinase activity; multicellular organism development. Gene Ontology annotation, molecular function: transmembrane receptor protein tyrosine kinase activity; ATP binding. Bases 175 to 2745 code for a protein of 856 amino acids. Lineage: Eukaryota; Metazoa; Arthropoda; Branchiopoda; Diplostraca; Daphniidae. Gene Ontology annotation, cellular component: signaling receptor complex. The transcript is spliced from 16 exons.
CCGAGAGUGAAAGUCUGGACGUGUCGGCUGUGAAGUUUACAGAAAACUAUCCAUAUUUAAACUUCAUCUUUUAGGUGAUUGCUGCAAAACAAACAAAGGAAGACAACGGAAAUAAUUCAACUGCAGAUCGCAUGUAGACUUUUUCUGGUUUUUUUAGCUUUCAGGGUCUACAAGAUGGUCUCAACCGCCAUACAGACUGCUAUUUUGUUUGUUCUCGUAUCAGUGGUCAAAGAAAAUCAUGCUCAAGCAUUCUAUAGGGGAAAGAUAGAAAUGAUUCCGGAUGUAACGCAACAAGUGAUCCAGUCCGGAUCCAACAUAACAUUGACAUGCAUAGCUGAUAGUUAUUUGGAUCGUGCUGGGGUUAAUAGAAUCUCCUGGCUAUUCGACAAUAUCGUCAAAUAUCCGUCUGCUGACAUUGACAACCGUCUUCACAAGGCUUAUGCAAGAAACGACACGAAAGUCUCUUCGACGUUGACUCUUACAAACGCCACGCCCAGAGAAACGGGGUAUUUUAAUUGUGCCUUCGGUGGCGAAAAUAACAGAGACGUUAAUGUCAAACAAUACGUCUACAUCAAAAGUGAUACAGAACUUAUUUUCAUCGAUGCCCAUGAAGUACCAAAUUUACGUCGACAGGAGUUCUUUGUUCGAAAAGACGGAUUUCUCUCUAUCCCUUGCAAACCCACCAGUCCUGACGUCACCGUCUACCUUGUUCACGAGUCUCUUUAUCACGGAGUAGGUCUUGCUGACCUUGGGGAUUACCUCUACCAAAAAGAAUCGUGGUUAACCGACGAAAGAUUCAUCAAAGAGCCCACUAACAUUUCUUUGACUGAUGCGACUUCGAAUUGGUCGUUCGAUCCAAAACAAGGACCGAUCCUAAAGGAAGCAAAACUUAGCGACACAGGAAGAUAUCAUUGCGUCGGUUCAAUGAAAAAUGUCACACAAGAAGACGAAUUUCAUAUUAUCGUCUCAGGAAUGGAACUGGAAAGAGUUGACGGUCUUGACGAUCCGGUGGAAGGAAGUAACGUUUCUUUCAUCUGUCGCACCGUCGACGUGGACCAAAGCUCAUUAAAAUGGUUCUUUCAAAUUAAAGAUACUGGAGAAAUGCAAAUGAUAAAUGAGACGAAUCCACCUCAAGGCAUUCAAGUAACGACGAACGACCUACUUUCUUUUGGGCAAAGCCGACUGGACCUGAUCGAAAUCACUCGAGAUACCCCCACAACUUUUCGAUGCGAUGCUCGUAGGGCUAGAGACCGACAGACAAUAUCCCAGACAAUUUCUUUCCAAUUCAAAGAAAUCAACGGCCCAAUGCUAGUACCAAUCAUCGUUGUUGUGAUACUGUCAGCUUUAAUUAUCAUUGGAAUAGGUGUCGGCGUUAAAUUCUACCUAGAUCAGAAGCGAAAAGCUUUUACAGGCGCAAACAAAUUACUGAGUGGAAACCCUAACGGCAUUGAUGAUCAAAUACCGAUGGAGGACCAGAUUGAAUAUCUGCCCUACGACAGGCGAUGGGAAUUUCCAAGACACCGUCUGAAACUAGGCUCACAGUUGGGAACAGGAUGUUUUGGUCGAGUCGUUAGAGCCGAAGCCGUCGGGAUCAAGGACUCUGAGGAAACCGUCAAAACGGUGGCCGUCAAAAUGAUCAAAUCGGCAACCAACGUCGCAGCCCUGGAAGCCCUGGUUAGUGAACUGAAAAUCCUUAUCUACUUGGGGUCACACCUUAACGUCGUCAAUUUAUUGGGGGCCUGCACCAAACAAAUAUCCAGAGGAGAACUUUUUAUCAUCGUGGAAUACUGUCGAUUCGGAAAUUUACAAACGUUUCUGACCAGCAACAGGAACAACUUCAUAAAUCAGGUGGACGAAUUUGGUGAGCUGAAAGCAGAAAACGAUAACGAAUUAACAGACGGCGUCAUUCACAGUUCUGCAUCCAUGCCAAAGUGUUCAGUAGUAGACGGAAAUCAAGAAGGGAACCUGGAUGCUGAUCUGUCACACACGAAUGAAGCAUUUGAAAUGUCGACUAUUGAUAUUCCAAAAACGACAACCCAAGAUUCGCCUCAACUGGAAAACACUUUCAAUCCACCCAUCUCAACCCGAGAUUUAAUUUCUUGGUCCUUUCAGAUUGCUCGAGGAAUGGACUACUUGACUGAAAAAAAGGUCCUCCACGGUGAUUUGGCGGCCCGAAAUAUUUUGCUGGCCGACGACGGAGUGGCCAAAGUGGCCGAUUUCGGCAUGGCCAAGAAAAUGUACUACGAGGGCAAUUACGAGAGAACAGGACUAGGAUUGAUGCCAGUCAAGUGGAUGGCCAUCGAAUCCCUGACGGAUCGCAUCUUUUCGACAGAAUCGGACGUCUGGUCCUAUGGUGUUCUUCUAUGGGAAAUAUUUACGCUCGGAAAAAUUCCAUACCCAGGAAUGGAUGUUGGUCACGAAAUCGUCAGAGAAAUUCAAAAGGGAUAUCGCAUGGAGAAACCCGAAUUUGCACCCAAUUUGUUUGGGGAAAUUAUGGCCAACUGUUGGAAAAAGGACCCGAAGGAUAGACCCACGUUCAGGCAAUUAGAAGAGACCAUCGUCGUCCAACUGGAAUCAUCGGUCACCUCAAAUUACUUGAACAUGAACGAACCUUACGCCAAACUCAAUGAAGAAAUGGAAAAUGCGACUCCAGCGGACAGUUUCGGCCUGGCAAAGUUAUUGAAAAGAAAGGCUUCCAGUCGUCCCUCAGUACACCUUUUUCGUUUUUCUAAAAAUACGUUUUAGUUUAGACUUUUUCACAAUUUCCCCUCCUAUCAUUUUACUGUUAUAUUUCUUAAUCACGACAAAUUUUCUCCUAGGAUUUGUUCUGUUUUUAUUAUUAAAGACACAAUUUCAUUUAAUAAAAGAUUUUAUUAUUUAAA